AUGAGGGCACGAAGAUGGUGGAGAAACUGGUGGGCACUAAGCUUGCGGUACGAGGCGGACACUGAACGCGGUACUGAACUGCAGCGAGGAACGGACCCCGAGCGGACCCUAGGCGAUGGACAGACGCCAGGCGGAUACGAGACGCCAGGCGGACACGAGACGCCAGGCGGACACGAGACGCCAGGCGGACACGAGACGCCAGGCGGACACGAGACGCCAGGCGGACACGAGACGCCAGGCGGACACGAGACGCCAGGCGGACACGAGACGCCAGGCGGACACGAGACGCCAGGCGGACACGAGACGCCAGGCGGACACGAGACGCCAGGCGGACACGAGACGCCAGGCGGACGAGACGCCAGGCGGACACGAGACGCCAGGCGGACACAGAGACGCCAGGCGGACCAAGAGACGCCAGGCGGACACAAGACGCCAGGCGGACACAAGACGCCAGGCGGAUACAAGACGCCAGGCGGACACAAGACGCCGGUGGCGGACACAAGACGCCAGGCGGACACAAGACGCCAGGCGGAUAGCGAAGACGCCAGGCGGACACAAGACGCCAGGCGGACACAAGACGCCAGGCGGACACAAGACGCCAGGCGGACACCAAGACGCCAGGCGGACACAAGACGCCAGGCGGACACAAGAACCAGGCGACACAAGACGCCAGGCGGACACAAGACGCCAGGCGGACACAAGACGCCAGGCGGACACAAGACGCCAGGCGGACACAAGACGCCAGGCGGACACAAGACGCCAGGCGGAGCCACGACGCCAGGCGGACACAAGACGCCAGGCGACACAAGACGCCAGGCGGACAAGACGCCAGGCGGACACAAGACGCCAGGCGGACACAAGACGCCAGGCGGACACAAGACGCCAAGGGACACAAGACGCCAAGCGGACCAAGACGCCGCGACACAAGACGCCAGCGGACACAAGACGCCGCGACAGGACGCCAGGACACAGGACGCCAGGCGGAGCACAGGACGCCAGGCGGACACAAGACGCCAGGCGGACACAAGACGCCAGGCGGACACAAGACGCCAGGCGGACACAAGACGCCAGGUGGACACAAGACGCCAUGGUGACACAAGACGCCAGGCGGACACAAGACGCCUGCGGACAGCAGACGCCGCGGACACAAGACGCCAAGCGGACACAAGACGCCUGGCGGACACAAGACGCCUGGCGGAUACAAGACGCCUGGCGGACAUAAGACGCCAGGCGGAGCUGGCAAGACGCCAGGCGGACACAAGACGCCAGGCGGACACAAGACGCCAGGCGGACACAAGACGCCAGGCGGACACAAGACGCCAGGCGGACACAAGACGCCAGGCGGAACAAGACGCCAGGCGGACACAGGACGCCAGGCGGACACAAGACGCCAGGCGGACACAGGACGCCGCGGACACAAGACGCCAGGCGGACACAAGACGCCAGGCGAUACAAGACGCCAGGCGGACACAAGACGCCAGGCGGAUACAAGACGCCAGGCGGACACAGACGCCAGGCGGACGAGACGCCAGGCGGACACGAGACGCCAGGCGGACACAAGACGCCAGGCGGACACAAGACGCCGGGCGGAUACAAGACGCCAGGGCGGACACAAGACGCCAGGCGGACACAAGACGCCUGGCGGACACAAGACGCCUGGCGGACAAGGCGCCAGGACACAAGACGCCAGGCGGACACAAGACGCCAGGCGGACACAAGACGCCUGGCGGACACAAGACGCCAGGCGGACAAGAUGCCAGGCGGACACAAGACGCCAAGCGGACACAAGACGCCAAGCGGACAGACACCAGGAGGACACAAGACGCCAGGUGGACACAAGACGCCAGGUGGACACAAGACGCCAGGCGGACACAAGACGCCUGGCGGACACAAGACGUUAGGAGGACACAAGACGCCAGGUGGAUAAAGACGCCAGGCGACACAAGACGCCAGGCGGAGACAAGACGCCAGGCGGACCAAGACGCCAGGCGGCAGACGCCAGGCGGACACAAGACGCCAGGCGACAAGACGCCAGGCGGACACAAGACGCCAGGCGAUAAGACGCCAGGCGGACACAAGACGCCAGGCGGACACAAGACGCCAGGCGGACCAAGACGCCAGGCGGAUACAAGACGCCAGGCGGACAAGGACGCCUGGCGAUGCCGACGCCUGGCGGACACAAGACGCCUGGCGGACCAAGACGCCUGGCGGACACAAGACGCCUGGCGGACAAGACGCCAGGCGGACACAAGACGCCAGGCGGACACAAGACGCCAGGCGGACACAAGACGCCAGGCGGACACAAGACGCCUGGCGGACACAAGACGCCAGGCGGACACAAGACGCCAGGCGGACACGGACGCCAGGCGGACCCAAGACGCCAGGUGGACACAAGACGCCAGGCCGACACAAGACGCCUGGCGGACACAAGACGCCUGGCGGACACAAGACGCCUGGCGGACACAAGACGCCAGGCGGACACAAGACGCCAGGCGGACAAGACGCCAGGCGGACACAAGACGCCAGGCGGACACAAGACCAGGCGGACACAAGACGCCAGGCGGACACAAGACAAGCGACACAAGACGCCAAGCGGACACAAGACGCCAGGCGACACAAGACGCCAGGUGGAACAAGACGCCAGGCCGACACAAGACGCCUGGCGGACACAAGACGCCAGGCGACAAGACGCCGCGGACACAAGACGCCAGGCGACACAAGACGCCUGGCGGACACAAGACGCCAGGUGGACACAAGACGCCAAGCGGACACAAGACGCCAGGUGGACGCAAGACGCCAGGUGGACCAAGACGCCAGGUGGACACAAGACGCCAGGACACAAGACGCCAGACACAAGACGCCAGGACACAAGACGCCGGAUAA
This is a messenger RNA of Homarus americanus (American lobster), 2883 nucleotides long. RefSeq names its product neurofilament heavy polypeptide-like. The transcript is spliced from 2 exons. NCBI's taxonomy places the organism in Eukaryota, Metazoa, Arthropoda, Malacostraca, Decapoda, Nephropidae. The coding region runs from base 1 to 2883 and encodes 960 amino acids. The record is from RefSeq and is a predicted model, not a curated record.